AGUAUAUAAAAACAUUUAAUUAGCGAAGAUUUUAAACAGUGCGAAUUUCGUAAGCCACAAGCAUCAACAUAAACUACGCAAACCCCUCUGGAAUUUUCAAUAAUGAAACAAAUUAUGAUUAUUUGCUUUGCCUUGCUGGGUGCAGCUAUGGCGUAUCCUGCCGGCUACGGGGCCAGUGAUGACGUGUUUGGUCCUGCAGGUCAGGGGCCAUCUGUUGGCCAGCAAAGUUAUUACGGCAGUGCCUUUAACCGUCCCAAAGGACAAAAAGGUGUCAGUCAAGUACCUCAAAGCAGCCUCCUUGGACAGGGUAGUUUAGUUGGUGUUGAUGUUGCUAGCGUCUUCGGCAGUCCUUAUGAUCAAAACACUUGGCCUCAAAGCUCUUUCGCCAGCCAAAACGCCUUUGGUGUUCCAGUCGGUCAAAAUGUCUUCGGUGAACAACAGGAUGAUUUCACUGUUCCUCAAGGCGUUCUUGUCGGACAACAGGGUCCCUUAGCUGCUCAGCAGGGCGUUUUUGGUAAACAUGGCUUACAACAGGCAAGUCUCGUUGCACAACAACAAGCCGCUUACGCCAGACAACAAGCAUCUCAAGGUGGUUACCCCGUACAACACGUUCCUUUCGUUGGACAACAAGUGCCAUUCACUGGACAACAAGGACCUUUCGCUGGACAACAAGCAGCUUACGCGGCACAACAAGCAGUUUACGCUGGACAACAAGGACCUUUCGCGGGACAACAAGGUAGCUAUGUUGAUCAGCAAGUUCCCUUCGCUGGACAACAAGUACCCUUCGUUGGACAACAGGGCGUUUACGCUGGACAACAAGUCCCCUUCGUUGGACAACAAGUUCCCUUCGUUGGACAACAAGUCCCAUUCGCUGGACAACAAGUACCCUUCGUUGGACAACAGGGCGUUUACGCUGGACAACAACAAGUUCCCUUCACUGCACAGCAACAAGGCCCUUUUGCUGAACAACAAGGUACUUUCGGUACACAGCAGGGCCGUCCUUUCGGACAACAAGGAUUUGGCAAACAAUUUGGUCUAGCUCAAAGUCACGCCCAUAAACACGGACAUGGACACGGACAUGGUCAAGUUGACCAAGGUGGCUACGGCAAGCACGGUUAUUAGAUCAAAUAACAAUUUGUAGCUAAUUUUUUUUUAUAAUAUGCGAUGCUAAUAAAUUCAUUCGAAAUUAAAUAAAUAUCUAAUUACGUAAA
Glossina fuscipes is the source of this 1211-nucleotide messenger RNA. Its product is annotated as spidroin-2-like. The transcript has 2 exons. Lineage: Eukaryota; Metazoa; Arthropoda; Insecta; Diptera; Glossinidae. The record is from RefSeq and is a predicted model, not a curated record. Bases 103 to 1122 code for a protein of 339 amino acids.